Drepanopeziza brunnea f. sp. 'multigermtubi' MB_m1 is the source of this 4203-nucleotide messenger RNA. RefSeq lists its product as uncharacterized. Lineage: Eukaryota; Fungi; Ascomycota; Leotiomycetes; Helotiales; Drepanopezizaceae. Gene Ontology annotation, biological process: transmembrane transport. Gene Ontology annotation, cellular component: membrane. The record is from RefSeq and is a predicted model, not a curated record. Gene Ontology annotation, molecular function: ATP hydrolysis activity; ABC-type transporter activity; ATP binding.
AUGGCGACGGCGACUUCACCUUCGACUACAUGUUCUGUACAGCCCCGCCACCUCCCCGUCAACCAAACCACUUUCUUCCCCAGACCACCGCGAUCCCGCAAGCCGCCGACGAUGGCUGGCGAUCCAGAGAAGACCCAGGCCGAAUCGCAUCAAGCAUCGAGUCGGGGCCAUUCCUCUGACGGCCGCGACUCCAACACUACCAAACACCUCGCUGAAGGCCAAGCAAGAAAGCUCUCCUCGAACCCCCUCGCAAAACUCGACUCCAACGCCAAAGUCACGGUCAAAGACGAAGACGUCUUUGCCCACCUCCCGCCCGCCGAGGCAGAGAUCCUCAAGCGGCAGAUCGAUAUCCCCGUCGUCACAGCAAGUUGGAAGACUCUCUACCGGUACUCGACACGCAAUGACAUCUUGAUCAUGAUCGUCAGCGCUAUCUGCUCGGUGGCCGCAGGGGCAGCCUUGCCCUUGAUGACGGUGGUGUUUGGAAAUCUUGCGGCCGAGUUUAAUUCAUAUUUCGCGGGCACCAUGACGAGAGCCGAGUUCGAUCACUUGAUUACCCACAAUGUGCUCUACUUCGUCUACAUUGGCAUUGCGGAAUUCGUCACCAUCUACAUCUCGACCGUGGGCUUCAUCUAUACCGGGGAGCAUAUCAGCGGGAAGAUCCGAUCGCAUUACCUGGAGGCGUGCAUGAGGCAGAACAUUGCCUUCUUCGACAAGCUGGGCUCCGGAGAGAUUACGACCCGGAUCACGGCAGAUACCAACUUGGUGCAGGAUGGCAUCUCGGAAAAGGUGGGCCUGACGCUGAAUGCGCUGGCUACUUUUAUCACGGCCUUCGUGAUUGGGUUCAUCAAGUCCUGGAAACUGACUCUGAUCUUGACUUCGACCGUCUUUGCCAUUGUCGCUGUCAUGGGCGCGGGGUCCAAUUUCAUCAUCAAGUACAGCAAGCAAUCUCUGGCUUCGUAUGCCUCCGGAGGGACGAUCGCUGAAGAAGUCAUUUCUUCCGUUCGGAAUGCCAUUGCGUUCGGCACCCAGGAUAAGCUCGCGCGCCAAUACGACAACCACCUGGCGAACGCGGAGAAGUAUGGCUCCAAGGUCAAGAGAACGCUUGCGAUUAUGGUCGCGGGCAUGUUCCUGGUCAUCUACCUCAACUACGGAUUGGCCUUCUGGAUGGGAAGCAGGUUCUUGGUCAAAGGGGAGAUUGGUCUCUCGCAGAUUCUGACCAUCUUGAUGUCGAUCAUGAUCGGUGCCUUCUCUCUCGGAAAUGUGGCUCCCAAUGCCCAGGCGUUCACCACGGCCAUUUCAGCUGCCGCAAAGAUCUUCAACACGAUCGAUCGCAAGUCGCCACUGGACCCGACUACGAGCGAAGGCACGAUUCUCGACCACGUGGACGGGACGAUCGAGCUGCGCCACAUCAAGCACAUCUAUCCAUCGCGACCGGAAGUGACGGUCAUGAGCGAUGUCAGUCUCCUCAUCCCAGCGGGGAAGAAGACCGCUCUGGUCGGGGCUUCCGGAUCGGGAAAGAGCACGAUCGUGGGGCUGGUCGAGCGGUUCUACGAUCCCGUCGGCGGACAAGUCCUCCUGGAUGGACACGACGUGAGCACGUUGAAUCUCCGCUGGUUACGCCAGCAGAUCUCCCUGGUCAGCCAGGAACCCACGCUCUUCGGCACCACCAUCUUCGGGAAUAUCGCGCACGGAUUGAUCGGCACCAAGUACGAACACGAGAGCGAGGAGCGCCGCAAGGAACUCAUCUUCGAGGCCGCCAAGAUGGCUAACGCUCACGACUUCAUCACCGGACUUCCGGAGGGCUACGAGACGAACGUCGGAGAGCGAGGUUUCUUGUUGUCUGGAGGCCAGAAGCAACGUAUCGCCAUUGCCCGAGCGAUGGUGAGCGAUCCCAAGAUUCUUCUUCUCGAUGAAAGUACAUCCGCCCUUGACUCGAAGUCUGAAGGUGUUGUGCAGGCCGCCCUCGAAGUUGCGGCUGCGGGACGUACAACCAUCACCAUCGCCCAUCGUCUCUCGACGAUCAAGGACGCCGACAAUAUCGUGGUGAUGACGGAAGGCCGCAUCGUAGAGCAGGGAACCCACGAUGAGCUGUUGUUGAAACGAGGGGCUUACUUCAACCUGGUGGAAGCACAGAAGAUCGCGGCCACGCAGGAGAUGUCACCGCAAGAACAGGCCGAGCUGGACCAAUAUGACGAUGCGCUCAUGCGCGAAAAGUCCCACAAGAUCCUGGCACAUGAACAGAAGCUGGUGCAUCAAAAAUCCAACACGAGCCUGGCAUACGAGGAGGAUCCUGAUGACAAGAACAUCGGCGAUAAGCUCAAUCGUUCUGCCACCGGCAACUCUCUGUCAUCCUUGGCACUACAGGGCCGCAACACCCCCGGCGCUCAGCAGGACUCUCUCUGGACUCUGAUCAUGCUCAUCGCUUCGUUCAAUAAGACCGAAAUUGGACUCAUGCUCACCGGGCUCGCCUUCUCGAUUAUCUGCGGUGGAGGGAACCCUGUCCAAGCCGUGUUCUUUGCCAAGCAAAUCAUUUCUCUGUCCAUCCCUCUUACCAACCCAGCCACGGGCGAGACCAUCCCCGGAGCUCGUCGGACCCUCCGCGACGAUGUCGAUUUCUGGUCACUCAUGUAUCUGAUGCUUGCCAUUGUGCAGUUCAUUGCAUUCUGUGGACAAGGUGUCGCCUUCGCGUACUGUUCCGAGAGACUCAUCCAUCGUGUGCGCGACCGGGCUUUCCGUACUAUGCUGCGUCAGGACAUCGCUUUCUUUGACCAGGAGGAGAAUACUGCGGGAGCUCUGACCUCGUUUCUUAGCACAGAGACCACCCACGUGGCCGGUCUGUCCGGCGUCACCCUCGGCACGCUCCUCACCGUGAUCACCACGUUAGUGGCGGCUAUCGCGGUCAGUACGGCCAUCGGCUGGAAACUCGCCCUGGUCUGCACAUCUACGAUUCCCGUCUUGCUCGGCUGCGGUUUCUUCCGUUUCUGGAUGCUGGCUCAGUUCCAGCGCAGAGCCAAGAAGGCAUACGAGAAGAGUGCAAGUUUCGCCUGUGAGGCGUGCACUGCCAUCCGUACCCUGGCUUCUCUCACCAGAGAAGAGGACGUGCUCAAGAUCUACGUGGAAUCUAUCAAUGCGCAGUCCAAGAAGAGUCUGAACUCGAUUCUGAAAUCUUCGACGCUGUACGCGGCCUCUCAGUCGCUCAUGUUCGCCUGUGUUGCGCUCGGAUUCUGGUAUGGGGGUCAACUGAUUGCCGAUCGCGAAUACAGCCUAUUCCAGUUCUUCGUCUGCUUCUCGUCCAUCAUCUUUGGUGCGCAGUCCGCCGGUACCAUCUUCUCGUUCGCACCGGAUAUGGGCAAGGCCAAGCAAGCAGCACAAGAACUGAAGAACCUCUUCGAUCGCAAACCCACCAUCGACCCAUGGUCCGAAGAUGGCACCCGCCUCGCAUCCUGCGAAGGCAACAUUGAAUUCCGCGACGUCCACUUCCGCUACCCAACCCGCCCCGAUCAGCCCGUUCUCCGCGGCCUCAACCUCACCGUCGCUCCGGGGCAAUACGUGGCUCUUGUCGGGGCCUCUGGCUGCGGCAAAUCCACGACAAUCCAACUCCUCGAGCGCUUCUACGACCCCCUGGUCGGUGGCAUCUACGUCGACGGCAAGGAGAUCUCGUCGCUGAACAUCAACGACUACCGCUCCUACAUCGCACUCGUCUCGCAGGAGCCCACGGUCUACCAGGGCACGAUUCGGGAGAACAUACUUCUGGGUGCUGAUAAAGCCGAAGGCGAUGUCCCCGAUGCGGCGAUCGAGUUCGCAUGUCGCGAGGCCAACAUCUACGAUUUCAUCAUGUCGCUGCCCGAUGGCUUUUCGACCGUUGUUGGCUCUAAAGGCUCCAUGCUUUCCGGGGGGCAGAAGCAGCGCAUUGCGAUCGCCCGCGCACUACUGAGAAAUCCUUCUAUUCUGUUAUUGGACGAGGCCACAUCCGCGUUGGAUUCCGAGAGCGAGCACGUGGUACAGGCGGCGCUGGACAAGGCGGCGAAGGGACGCACGACGAUUGCGGUUGCGCAUCGCUUGUCCACGAUCCAGAAGGCGGACGUGAUUUACGUUUUUGAUCAGGGGGUUGUUGUUGAGUCCGGCACGCAUAAUGAACUCAUGAGUAAGGGCGCGAGAUAUUCCGAGCUGGUCAACCUUCAGAGUCUAGGCAAGAACCGAUAG